Laetiporus sulphureus 93-53 is the source of this 432-nucleotide messenger RNA. RefSeq lists its product as uncharacterized. The coding region runs from base 1 to 432 and encodes 143 amino acids. The record is from RefSeq and is a predicted model, not a curated record. NCBI's taxonomy places the organism in Eukaryota, Fungi, Basidiomycota, Agaricomycetes, Polyporales, Laetiporaceae. The transcript is spliced from 2 exons.
AUGGCUACUCUGUUCCCAACUCCAGCACCCACGCUUCCUGAAUUUCGCUCACUGUUGAUCGAAGGACCUUUCCACCCUUCCGCGCCGAUCCACCUGAUGCUCUCACAUGUCGCGCUUGAACCAUUCCGCAGAACUCUUAUGCUGAGUCCAUCCCGGAAAGACUUUGCAAGCGCACUUAUCAACUUUGACGACGAAUGGCUGAAGAUACAUGGUUCUGAAGGGCGAACGUGCGGAGCAUCGUCUCGGGUGGAUAUUCUCUAUCCUCCUACAAGAGCGCAUCUUGCUUUGAUACUGUCGAUGCUUCACGUCCACGACGGCUCCUUUUACCAUCCGAAAACUACUCUAUCUGUUGCUCCUUCUCUGUUAGUGCUUUAUGAGACCUCUACCCUCUGCGCCGACGAUUCAUCUGGUCCUACGUGCGUUAUAGUGUAG